Messenger RNA from Kuraishia capsulata CBS 1993, 1692 nucleotides. RefSeq lists its product as uncharacterized. Gene Ontology annotation, biological process: Group I intron splicing. The coding region runs from base 1 to 1692 and encodes 563 amino acids. Gene Ontology annotation, cellular component: ribonucleoprotein complex. NCBI's taxonomy places the organism in Eukaryota, Fungi, Ascomycota, Pichiomycetes, Pichiales, Pichiaceae. The transcript has a single exon. The record is from RefSeq and is a predicted model, not a curated record.
AUGACUUUCAGAGGCCCGCCUAUACCGAGACGAUUUCCGGUUUAUCUUCCGGUUUAUCGGGCUGGAGGUGUUUAUGGGAUUUCAUUGAGGGCCGAAUAUUUAAACUCCAAUGGGUUUGGGACUCAGACCCCAAACCAACCGCAUUUGAGGAGAUAUGCGUCAGAUGCGUUGAGUGAGAUGAAAAAUUCACAGUACAGUUUCCGCAAAGCCAAUGAAAUGCUCGAGAAUGGAGAAGUGCCGUCGGUUGAGGUUUAUGAAGAAUUGGUUGGUUCAUGUUACGAUACUGGAGCCAAGGCGAGCAUGGCUAGGGUAGCCUUGCAACUAACGGUGGAGAUGAUGAAGAGAUACCCCGAUUACAAACUCAAGCCCUCAUUUUUACAAGGACUUAGCUCAUUGGUAUCUAGAUCAUCUUCUUUUGUGGACCAGAUGAUUUUUUUUAACCUGCUGAAGCAAACUGGUACCAAACAGCUGUGGGCCUAUGCUGGGGUCGAGGUUUCCCGGCUUCUGAACGCCAGAGAGUACGAACAUGCGGUACGGGUAUUUAAAUCUGCUUUUGAACUCUGUUUCAAAGGGGGAAACAGCUCGAAUCAGAAUCCCGAGUUAAUUUUGCGCGAACUUCGGUUUUUCCCGGUUCUGUGGAAUGCUGCACUUCGGGGAGACAUGGAGAAUCUGGAGUACUUUUUGGAGAUAGUCCAGGUUUACAGACCAGAGGUGUCAGAGAAACUCUUUGGAACCAUAUUGAGCGCCAUGUGGGAAAAUUUUGAUGAAGCCGAGGGAGUCGCCAAGAAAGUGUUUUUGCUAUGUGAGGACCGCACCAUCCCCAUACAAUUGUCACAGAGUUCCCUGCUCCAUAUUGGGGGAAUUAUCUCUAAAAACUUUGAUGUUGAGCUGACACAGCAGGUGGUGAGGAAAUUGAUGAGAUUACGCGAAACUACAAAACUGGACACCGAUCUCGCUUCGCUGACGCUUGAUUCAUACUGCAAUCAUUCUGUGGCAGAUCAUCUUACGAUAUGGAAGGUUCUUGAGCAGUUCAUGAAAACAGGCGUUGAUUUAAAUAAUGAUCACACAUAUGAGAUGGCAAGAUCAUACGGUUUACUAAACAAGAAAAGUCGUAUUUCUACGCUUGCGAAAGAUCUUGAAAAGAUUGACGAUACCAGAGCCCAAAGCUUGAUACUGCACAGUGUGGUCACGGCUGUUGCCAAUACCACCAAUUUCACAGGUGUGGUUUGGUUACUGUCAGAACUCGAUCCAAACCUUUUGAAGCUCAUAGAUCGAGAGACUUGGGACUUAAUUGUUCGUGCUGCUGAGAAAUCUAAUUCUGCAAAACUUUGCGCCAUGACAUUACACAGCUAUUACAAGAGAAGAGGUUUCCAGAUAUCGCCCAAGAACUAUGCGUCUUUCAUCGCCUCGCAAACCCUGGGUACCGAUUACACAAAGGUAUCUGCUCUUAUCCAUGAGUAUGUUCAUACAUAUGGGAAGGUUCCCACGAAAGUUGUGGACUUGAUUAGACGUUCAAGUGACGAGAAGACAUCAUCAGUUCUUGAAGGCCUAGGAGAAGUGACAUUGGAGAACCUUCAUGACCUAGAUGCCAUUCUUGAAAGCCGGUCAGCACUGCAGGAGGCCCAUAGGAUAUAUCACCAGGAAUACGACGAAAGGGAUAACGAGAGAUUGAAACUGCUGUUGACUAUAUAA